This is a messenger RNA of Hypomesus transpacificus, 5370 nucleotides long. It is a transcript of the gene sox6, whose product is annotated as SRY-box transcription factor 6. Bases 528 to 2789 code for a protein of 753 amino acids. Lineage: Eukaryota; Metazoa; Chordata; Actinopteri; Osmeriformes; Osmeridae. Gene Ontology annotation, cellular component: nucleus. Gene Ontology annotation, molecular function: DNA-binding transcription factor activity, RNA polymerase II-specific; RNA polymerase II cis-regulatory region sequence-specific DNA binding. Gene Ontology annotation, biological process: positive regulation of chondrocyte differentiation; central nervous system development; cell fate commitment. The transcript is spliced from 18 exons. The record is from RefSeq and is a predicted model, not a curated record.
UAAAAGCGACGUGCGCUUUGCUGGCUACCUCAAGUGGGAAUGCCAAACCUUAGUUCAGAGUUGGCUCACGGUUUGUGAGAGAGACCGGUGAUUGCAAAUGUGCAAAUUAGUUUUCAUAAUGCAGAAUUUCAAAUGAAGUGGAAUAUGGAAAUAUUGUUGUCUACGGAGCAAGGGGAGUUUUUUUCACAAGUUAAACUUUCUCUCGGGUCACGGAAACCGACCCUUAAAGAAUGCGUGAGUCAUGAAUUAAAAUAGACCUAAGACUUCAUUCUAAAAGUGAUCCAUUGGAAGACAAUACCAGAGAAACAAGACAUUGGUACCAGCUGACAACACGGUGCUACACGAAACAAGACAAACAACCUACCAUCAUGAACAAAAGUCUGCCAUAGAGGAAAGCUGUAAAUUCCCAUAUCAAGUGACUUUCAUGAAUUCAAAAUUCACCCACAAGUGAGAAGAGGGUGUUGGAGUUGAAGUCUCUAUAUUUCUGGAGUGGGGCUUCGAAAAUGGGAGGUGGUUUAAUGAGAUGAAUGAUGUCUUCCAAGCGAGCUACACCUCCAUUUCCCCAGGUGACAGAGGAUGAGGAAGCAAUGAGGCAGGAUAGUGCAGGCUGGGCCAAUGACGACAGAGACGGAAUGGCCUCAACCACGUCUCCUCUGCAUGGCAAACUUCACCAAGAGAAUCACCAGCCAAUCAGAGACAGCCAACCUGUGUCUGAUUGGGACAGUAUAGGUCCUACUUCCACGGAAAAUGAGAGUAGUAAGGGCUGCUCCCUGUACUACUCGAAUAACUCAACUUCUCCGCCCAAGCCUGAGGAGUGUUCCCGGGAGCGCGGUGAGCCGCUGGGCGGGCUUGCUUUUGGAACGCCAGAACGCCGCAAGGGAAGCUUGGCAGACGUAGUGGACACACUGAAACAGAAGAAACUGGUGGAGCUGACCAAAACGGAGCAGGACGAGUCCCCCUGUGUGGAAAGACUUCUGUCAAAGGACUGGAAGGAGAGGAUGGACAAACUCAAUACCAACAAGCUCCUGGGAGAGGUCAAAGGUACCCCAGAGAGCCUGGAGGAGAAGGAGAGACAACUGUCCACAAUGAUAGGUCAGCUGAUCAGUCUGAGAGAGCAGCUCCUGGCUGCCCACGAUGAGCAGAAGAAGAUGGCCGCCUCUCAGAUGGAGAAGCAGAGGCAGCAGAUGGAGCUGGCCCGCCAGCAGCAGGAGCAGAUCGCCAGGCAGCAGCAGCAGCUCCUGCAGCAGCAGCAUAAGAUCAACAUUCUUCAACAGCAGAUACAGGUACAGGGUCACAUGCCUCCACUCAUGAUCCCAGUCUUUCCUCACGACCAGCGGUCUCUAGCAGCUGCCGCAGCAGCACAACAGGGCUUCCUCUUUCCGCAAGGAAUGUCCUACAAGCCAGGUGACAACUACCCCAUGCAGUUCAUUCCAUCCACAAUGGCAGCGGCCGCUGCAUCAGGACUCAGCCCAUUGCAACUACAGCAGUUGUACGCUGCCCAGCUGGCCAGCAUGCAGCUCUCUCCCGGAGCCAAGAUGGCCACCGUCCCUCAGCCACCAAACUCUUCCGGGCCACUCUCACCCUCAACCCUGAAAGUGGAGAAGAGAGCGUCAAGUCCCCUCAUCCACAUUAAGGAGGAAGGAUCAACGCAGCCCCUGAACCUGUCAGCUCGGCCUAAGACUUCUGAAGUCCUCCGUUCCUCUACCUCGCCCCCACACAGCCUGUUCUCCAAGACCAGCCCUCUAGGCCUGGGGAAGGGACGUGUCCCCAGCCCCAUCUCCAGCAUGGGGAGAAACUCCUCACUAGACAUUCUGUCCAGUCUGAACUCCACAGCAUUGUUUGGGGACCAGGACGCUGUGAUGAAGGCCAUUCAGGAGGCCAGGAAAAUGAGGGAGCAGAUCCAGAGGGAGCAGCUUCACCAUCACCAGCAAGGCUUGGAAGCCAAGCUGUCUGCACUGAGCGGCAUGACUCUUAAUAACGGCAGCAAGGAGCGCUUGCACUUUGAAAGUUUGGGUCAGCACUUGGGGAAGCUGGGGGAAGAGGCCAAGAUGGGUCAUCGGGUCAUAGACCUGACCAGACCAGAAGAUCUUGAUGGGAGCGGUACUACCACAGAGGCACGAGUCUUCAGGGAGGCCAGGGGCCGGAACAGCAAUGAGCCCCACAUCAAGAGGCCAAUGAACGCCUUCAUGGUGUGGGCAAAAGAUGAAAGGAGGAAGAUCUUGCAGACCUUCCCCGAUAUGCACAACUCCAACAUCAGCAAGAUCCUUGGCUCUCGCUGGAAGUCCAUGACCAACCAGGAGAAGCAGCCAUAUUAUGAGGAGCAGGCUCGUCUGAGCAAGAUCCACCUGGAGAAAUAUCCAAACUACAAGUACAAGCCCCGGCCCAAAAGAACCUGCAUCAUUGAUGGGAAGAAGCUGCGCAUUGGCGAGUACAAGCAGAUGAUGCGCUCGCGACGACAGGAGAUGAGGCAGUUCUUCAGUGUGGGGCCUCAGCCACAGCUUCCCAUCAGCAACAGCACAGCUGGUGUCUACCCAGGUGCCAUCGCGAUGCCAUCGGCCGCGCCCUCUCCACACUUGACAUCAGAGUGCUCCAGUGCGUCGGCCAGCCCCGAGCCCACCAUCCCUGUCAUCCAGAGCACCUUUGGUAUCAAGCCAGAAGCGGGCACCUUAAUGCCCAGUGAGCCAAUCAACGGAGAGGACGAGAUGGACAUGUAUGAGGACUUUGACGAGGAGCCCAAAUCAGACUACAGCAGUGAUCAUGAGACGAGGGAAACUGUCAGUGCCAACUGAGGUGCUCCGUAGAAACACCUGUUCUUUUUUCUUUUUUCUUUUUGGAAACAACACGACAAAGACCGAGACAACAUCCUUUUCAGGGUCUGAGCGUGCUCCCGGGUGUGGAAGCAUGGAUGUGUGAAGCGAACACGCUCAGAUUUCUCAGUGGGAUGAAAUGAAACUGAGCAUGCUUAGACUGCUGUACCUGUACAGUAUCUGAUCAGACUGAUCACACUAAGACACCGUUUCAGAGGAGAACGCUAAGCAUUCUAAGCAUGCUCAGAUGCCUCCAAACAAACUUACACAGAGCACGCUCAAGCGUCCUCCUGAUAUCUGACUGACAGGAAGCAUGCUCCUCAACUUGACAAUCAAACUAAAAAUAAAGCAAGUGAUGAUAGAGAAGAGGAAGAAGAGAUUAGUAAUGUGUAUGAAAACAACAUUUUAGUGGGUUGUUUUUAAGGAGUAUGCAUGGAUUUGAGGCAUCGGAAAUUGGUCUUUGACAGCUAUUGGUCUUAAAUGUUUAUUUUAAGUGUGAUGAAGUUUUUAUUAUCGAGUAUUUCCUUUUUGGGAUUUUUUUAUUUUUAUUUGAGGAGACAUUUUUCUGACAGGUUUCACUACUUGUAAAACCUUGGAAUGUCAGAACUUGAAAUGUUAAAGUUAAUAUAAAAGUUAGUAUUUGUAGUCUUACCUAUGUUUUCCUAAGUACAGUACGCCUACACGUUUCUUGACAAAAUGCUUACAAUAUGUUACAUUACUGUUAAUGAUGGGGUGUAUAGUCCCGGCUCAGGUAUGUUGUGCCAGCUUGUGAAUGUGUUUUUUGAUUUCAUAUGAGCGAGUGGUAGAAUUUUUUUUUCAGACUGACAUCAAAACAAGGGGCAAGAAAAUCCUUGUAUAUUAUUGUUAAUAUUAUUGUUAUUGUACAGUUUUUAUUCAAAUGUGCCAAAACUACAUUUGCAUCCAUCUAACAUAUUGUAGUCUUAAUUUUUUUAAAUGCUGCAAAAAGUCUUACACAAUCAGUUAGUUCUGUCUGAUGAAUACUUUUUUUUUUUUUUUUAUUGCUGGCUGCCCCAACCAUAUAGUAGGUAGAGCUCAGGGAGGACAUGAGCAGUUCUUUGCUGCUUGCUCAGUCAGUGUUUUGUAGUCUGAUCCAAUUAUCUCUGACGCCCCCUCUGGUGAUGUCAUACCUUUAGAAAGCCUCAUCUACUCCUUUUUGAUUCUGUGUCCAAAUUUUCAAGUCUGCUGUAUUACGUAGUGUUAACUUCAGCACUUCCCUUCCUUGGUUUGAAUGAAACUGGCAGGUGGAUUCAUGUUGAAAAUGCCUAAGAUAAGAACAGUAUAAAAAUGUAUACUUUUGUGAAAAAGUGUGGAAACAUAGGAUGCAGGGAGAGCCUGGUCUUUACCGCCUGUUAAUGUUUUAAUAUGCAAAUUUGGCUGUAAUGCAUUUGGGGCCAAAACAAUCAAAUCAGCUUUUUUUGGUACUGUACUCCUGUCUCCUGAGUUUAUACUGAUGUUUAGAUCUAGUGUCACAUUUUAAAUAAGCAGCUUUCUCAUUGUCUCUGGUUUGUGUAGAGAUUGUGAAUAUAAUGAUCUGCAAGUGACUCUGCCCAUCUUAAUUGACAAUAAGUCUUAAAGUUGAACAUUUGGAGUUGGCUUUUGAGUAAGCUCUUAAGUAACUCAGUUCCCAAGUAAUGAUGAGGCCGACUAUGUGUCCUUUACUGUAUCAUACAUGGUUACUUAAGACAAACCAAUACAAAAUGGGUUUACAAUUCAACUUCCCUCAUUAAAUGACAAACCAAAUCUUUGGUUUUUCAGGAAAUUUUUGUUUGAAAAAUAGUUCAACAUUACCUCUUGCAUAUUUAAUAAUGUUUCUGUAAUGCAUGUAUAUAUUUUUUUAACUGAUAUGUCAAGUAACUUAGAAUUAUACAUUUCUUAGUUGUCACUCACAAGAUCCUGUUUUAAAUUCUCCUCCAUUUAGAAAAUAUUUCAAAUUUGACACCUGUUUUAAGUGGUUUGGAGCAACUGCAGUAUGUGUGCUGGUUGGUUUGUCUUUGAUUUUGUAUGUCCUAAUGACCAUGUUAAGCAAAGCAUUUGUUAGAGGAAGACUUGUAUUGAGUUUUAUUUUGCUUGCAUCACAGAAGAAGAGUUAGUGUUCGCCUCAUGCAUAGACAUUGUUUAAAGUGUCACACACAUCAUAAGCACUGGAUAUAAGUGGUAUUUUUCAGUACUGACUAAUGUGAAAUUGCUGUUAGAUGAACAACAAUACAAAUUAAAAGACACACACGUCAUCGAUUUGGACUCGUGAGAAGAUCUCACGUUUGCCAGGUUUGAGUAAACUGUCAUAUAUCUUUUACUUUUUAAAGAAAAUCCUUUGUUGUAGCACCAGCGCUGCCUGAAGGGUCAUGAGAAAAUAAGUUGUGCCCUACAGAUGGAAACACUGGUUUCCCGUUCGCACACAUUUGUGUUAAAUAUUGUAUUUGAAAUUUGAUUGUGCGUUUUAACAUUUUAUUGUAUUUAUUAGCCAGUGUUGGCUCUAAAAGUGUCAGUACAACUUGGUGAGAUAAGACAAUCAGAAAAAUAAAGACUGAGAUUUCCUUAAAAA